CUCGAAUUAAUUAUUAUUCUUCAAAGAAUCCAUCAAAAUUGCACAUCCCAAAAGCAAUGAGCAUAGCGAUGCUGAAUCUCCAAGCUAAGUCUGAAAAAAAGGUUCCUCUUUUAACAAACUUUCCCACACCAACAUCCUCACUCAAUAAUCUCAACUUGUCCUCUCUUCCCCUUUGUAAAAUAAAAAUAAAAAUGCAUUUGAAGAAGAAGAUGAUGUAUACACUCAAAACCAUAUUCAAACCCAUCUUUAUGGCCUGCCGUUGCUGUUCUACCGUCCCACCUUCCUCUCACAACCAUUACAUCCCCGGGCCACCGGUUUCUCCUACGGUUCUACGCAGUCCAUGUCCUAAGAUCGACGAGAGCGUCGCGAUGGCUAAGGAAUCAAACAAUCCAUUCGAAGAUUACAAGAAGUCGAUGAAUCAAAUGAUCGAAGAGAGAGAUAUCGAGACAGAAGAUGACCUUAAGGAGCUUCUAAGGUGUUUCUUGGAUAUAAACCCUUCUCCUCAUCACAAUCUCAUCGUCAGAGCUUUUGUUGACGUCUGUUCACAUCUUCGGCCACCACACGACCGCCGUGGCAAGUCGUUUGGGAAAUUGCUUCGCUUAUAUGUUAAUAAUCCUCUUGAUAAUAAUAGUAAUGAUGAUGUUGACGACGACGAUGACUUACACCAAACUUCUUCAAUUAAGAUGAGAAUGAGGAACUGAUCCUUCCUCCUAGCUCUUGCAUCUCUUUCUAUACAUGUUACAAUAUUGUGAAUAAUUUGAUUUUCUGAUUCCAUGCAAUGCUAUAUGUGAAACCCUUA
This is a messenger RNA of Capsella rubella, 799 nucleotides long. RefSeq names its product transcription repressor OFP10. Lineage: Eukaryota; Viridiplantae; Streptophyta; Magnoliopsida; Brassicales; Brassicaceae. Gene Ontology annotation, biological process: negative regulation of DNA-templated transcription. The record is from RefSeq and is a predicted model, not a curated record.